GAAAUUUAGACAAGGAAGAAGAUGAGCAGACCAGGGGAUUGGAAUUGCAGGUCAUGCCAGCAUCUCAACUUCCAAAGGAGAGACUCAUGCCAGCGUUGUGGGGAGCCAAGGCCUGGGGAGAGAGGCGAUCAUUAUGUAAGGCCUGGUGGUCCAUCUUUUGGAUUUACAGGACCUGAUGUUAGGCCUGGUGACUGGUAUUGCUCCUUUGGCAACUGCGGAGCUCAUAACUUCGCUAGCCGUUCAAAUUGCUUCAAGUGCGGUGCUUCCAAGGAUGAUUCCUCUGCUGGAUUCGACCCCGACAUGUCACGAAUGAGAGGUUUUGGGUUUGGCAGUGGCAGCACUAGUCGCUCCGGAUGGAAAUCCGGCGACUGGAUUUGCACCAGGUCUGGGUGUAACGAGCAUAACUUCGCAAGCAGGACUGAGUGCUACAGAUGCAACGCGCCAAGGGAAUCAUCGGCUAGCAAGACUUCAUAUUAAUUAAUAAAUAAAUUUGAAUCGAAGAUUGCACUUUAAUUUUUGUCCGUACCGCUAUUUUCGUUCUUCACUUUGGAUAUUUUAUCUCUUUCUUCUUUUAAUUAGAAUUCAUGUAUGAAGACUUAAUUAAAAAUCAAGGAGAGAGAAAUUAAGAGAGCUACAUCAGCAUUUUGUGAGACUUGUUAAUUAUUAUAAUAUAAUAUCUAGUGUCAGUUUGUGUUUGAUUUCA
Molecule: messenger RNA, 703 nt
Organism: Jatropha curcas
Lineage: Eukaryota; Viridiplantae; Streptophyta; Magnoliopsida; Malpighiales; Euphorbiaceae
Source: RefSeq, a predicted model, not a curated record